This is a messenger RNA of Trichomonas vaginalis G3, 1152 nucleotides long. Its product is annotated as protein of unknown function, DUF2804. The transcript has a single exon. Bases 1 to 1152 code for a protein of 383 amino acids. Lineage: Eukaryota; Parabasalia; Trichomonadida; Trichomonadidae. The record is from RefSeq and is a predicted model, not a curated record.
AUGACUUGCCUUAAGGCUACAGCGACUUUUAUUUUGCUGAGUGGCAUGUUCUUACUAAUAGCCAAUAUAUUCUCUGGCGUAGGUGUUGAACAUACUCCUAAAUUCAAAGAACCAAUGCAAAUUGAACAAAAAGAGCAAGACGAAAAUCUAUUUAGGAACGGAACUACAAAAUAUGAAGGAUGGGCUAGGCAUCCAAUAUGGAGAUAUAUGCGAAGCUUUGUCAAAGCUAACCCAUUGAGGAUCAAAGAAUGGGAUUAUUACGCAACUUACAUUGCCCCAUUAAAUAUUUACAUAUGCACAACAGUUUCUGAUUUAGGAUACAUCGGAUUGUAUUCUUUAUCAGUCAUCGAUCUAAACGAAAAGAAAUUUUCCCAAAAAGAUAGAUUUACACCACUCCCAUUAGGCACAAUUAGACUUCCACCAACAUCCCUUCAUGAACACACUCUUACGUAUAAUGGAAUUGGCCUCCAAAUGAGAAUACAAAAAUAUCAUCACGUCAGAAGACUUCAAGUUAAUUCUAGCGGAAUAGUUUUACCAAAUGGACAAAAAGGUAUCUAUAUUGACCUUCAUAUGCAUCAUCCUACAGGCAAUGAGUCGUUAAAUAUUCAAACAUCUUGGGCUCAUAACAGAUAUAACUUUUACAUGAAUGAAAAAGUCAAUGGCAUGCCUACAUAUGGCUCCGUUGUAAUGGGUGAUCAAACUUAUAACAUUACGAACGGUUCUUAUACAGUGCUUGAUUUCGGUCGUGGUUAUUGGCCAUAUUCAAGCACUUGGUACUGGGGAAGUGCAACGGGCGUUCUUGAUGAUGGCCAAAAGAUCGGUUUCAACCUCGGAUAUGGAUUUUCUGAUAGAACACCAGCUUCAGAAAAUUGUAUCUUCUACAAAGGCAAGAUUCAUAAACUAUCUGAAAUAGAAUUCCAUAUUCCAAGCAACCCGAUGGAUACAUGGACUAUUACAAGUGAUAAUGGCCACUUUGAAGGAAAAUUCACUCCAAUUGUUCUUCGCCAUGCUGAUAGUAAUUUGUUAGUUCUCAGAUCCCUCCAGAAUCAGUACUUUGGUAAUUAUUCAGGAACUUUGAAACUGACAAACGGGCGCGAAAUUAAGUUUGAAAAUAUUCCUGGAUUUGCUGAAAAGGUUUAUAGUAGAUGGUAA